UACAGCUUAGUGAUACAACAAUGCAGUCUUCUAGGAUUCAUAUGCAUUACUAACUUUAGCAACAUUGUCUUGGGUGUGAGGCUGUCUGAAAGGUACAGUACUUUCUUUUUGCUCACGCUGAGACGAUAAUGUACUGCAGAGGAACUUUCCUUAUUUUGAUGCUGAACAUCUUCUGUGUCUUUUCAAAAAUUCCCCAUGAAGUAGUCUAUCUUAUAGGCUGUGCCGAGAACAACACAACAGAAGUUCAGUAUGAGUUUGAUGACGAGGAGAUCUUGUACAUGGACUUCAAAAAAAAUGAGAUUGUCUACUCUGUGCCUCCGUCUCUUUUGCAAAACCCAAGUGAAAUAGUAAGUGGCAUCCAUAUUUUAAAAGAUGCCUUGAAAGGAAAAAUAGCAUGUGUUGCAGCUCUCGCUUUCCUCAAAAUUGAGGAAAAAAAUCCACCAGAGGAAAAAGACAUCCCGGUGAGCAUGCUCUACCCUGCAAAUGAAGUAGAGCUUGGAGUUGCAAACAACCUCACCUGCUUUGUGAACCACUUCUACCCUCCUGAAAUCAAAGUCAGCUGGACUAAAAAUGGCCAUCAGGUGUCAGAGGGGGUGUUGCUCAGUCGAUAUUACCCCAAUAAAGAUUUGACCUUCCACCAGUUCUCGUACCUGAAAUUCACUCCAGCGGAGGGGGAUAUCUACAGCUGCACUGUGGAGCACUUAGCUCUGGACCAGCCUCAAACCAGGAUCUGGGAAGUGGACAUCAGUCAUCCCAGCAUUUGGCCCACAGUUUUCUGUGGAGUGGCCAUGUCUCUGGGCUCACUGGGGGUGGCAGGUGGAUUAAUUCUCAUGGUUAAAGGACAUCUUGGACCAAAUUAAGUUCUCUAUUUUGAAAAGGAUUUUACACAUUCACUGAUGCUUCUCAUGAUUUAUGUGAGAAAUUUUUAGUUUCUUUGUGAAUAAAGUCAAGGACAUUAUUGACAACAUCACACCUCCUGCCUGCAUUUUUGACACAGGAAGAGACAUUUUUAGUUAUUUUAGUAAUCUGAGCCUUUGUCUGUGCCCUUUGUAUCUGAAAUUUUAUCCCAGAUGAAAUCAGCUACAUGCAGUCUUGAUGUUAGUCCCAUCAAAUUUCUCAAAGAGGUUUUUUACAUGGUUGGACCCAGUAUUUUAUCUAUCAUUAAUAGUUCUUUAACAGAAGGUGUAUUUCCCUCUGUUUUUAAACACACUGUGGUCCAACCUCUUUUAAAGAAACCUAACCUUGACCCCUCUGAUUUUAAUCAUUUUAAUUCAAUUUCAAAGUUUCCUUUUUCAUCUGAAAUUCCAGAGAAGGUGGUUUCUUCACAGAUUUUAUCUUUUAUGUCUCAGAACAACCUCUUUGAGAAAUUCCAGUCUGGUUUUAGAGCGGGUCACAGCACUGAGACGGCCCUCCUCGAGGUGACCAGUGAUUUACUGUUAGCAGCAGAUAGAGGAGGAGGGAGUCAUUUUGUUUUGUUUUUUUUUACAGUUGAUUACAGAUUUUUGAGUGUCUUAAAAACUGUGCAUCAGGAACACUGCACUCAGCUGAUUUUAUUCCUAUCUUUUAGAGCGAACCUUUACAGUCAGCACAGGUAGCCACUCCUCCUCUAACUCUACUCUUACUUAUGGUGUACCCCAAGAUUCAGUUUUAGGUCUGAUUUUGUUUUCUAUUUAUAUGCUGCCCCUUGGCCAAAAAAAUUCAGAAUCACAAGGUCUCCUUUCACUGCUAUGCAGAUGACGCACAGAUAUACUUUCUCCUGAGACCUGAGGACCCUAGAAGCCUAGCUGCUGUCAUAGACUGUCUAAGUGCUGAAUGGCACAGAAUUUUCUUCAAUGCAAUAACUCAAAAUCAGAAAUAAAUCUCCCACAUCAUACAGUCUAGUCUUAGUACCCUCUCAGAAAACAUCAGACCCACGGCCAGAAAUCUAGUAGUAUUUGAUUCUGACCUCAUCUUCACAUCUCAUAUCAAUAAAGUUGUCCAGUCCUGCUUUUUCCAUAUUCGAAACAUCACAAAAUAAACCAGUACUCACCUGGUCAGACCGUGAAAGAAUGAUCCAUGCCCUCAUCUUCUCCAGACUCAGUCACUAACUCUUUCAUUUCUGGUCCUUAGGUCUUUUUAUGUAGUUUGGUUCCUGUGUUGCCUGGAUUGGUCUAGGCUGUUCUAAGUUUUUAAUCUUGGUCUUUAUUUUCAUUCUCUAAUUUAUAUAUCUGGGUUUUUCUGAUGCCUUUCUAACUUGAGAUUUCUUUUUUUUUUAAAUGUGACUACUGGGAUGAUUAUGAUGUUGGAGUUACAAUGCUGAGUGAAUUUUUCAUGGGUUCUUCUGUUGUUGGGAUUUUGUCUUUCUUGUUGUGUUCUUAUGCUUGUGUUAUGAUGUUUUGUCUUAAUUGUGAUUCUGUUUAUUGUCAAAGCACUUUGUAAACCUGAGACAUGAGUACAAGAUUGAUAUUUUGUGCAAGAGAGACCUCACUGCAGGAGAUAAAAAGGGCAGAAAAAAUAAACAUAAUUCAUUAAA
Cheilinus undulatus (humphead wrasse) is the source of this 2512-nucleotide messenger RNA. Its product is annotated as H-2 class II histocompatibility antigen, A-U alpha chain-like. The record is from RefSeq and is a predicted model, not a curated record. Lineage: Eukaryota; Metazoa; Chordata; Actinopteri; Labriformes; Labridae. Gene Ontology annotation, molecular function: MHC class II protein complex binding. Bases 129 to 860 code for a protein of 243 amino acids. Gene Ontology annotation, cellular component: MHC class II protein complex; membrane. Gene Ontology annotation, biological process: antigen processing and presentation of exogenous peptide antigen via MHC class II; peptide antigen assembly with MHC class II protein complex; immunoglobulin production involved in immunoglobulin-mediated immune response. The transcript is spliced from 4 exons.